Penicillium paradoxum is the source of this 2853-nucleotide messenger RNA. RefSeq names its product putative mucin family signaling protein Msb2. Lineage: Eukaryota; Fungi; Ascomycota; Eurotiomycetes; Eurotiales; Aspergillaceae. Bases 1 to 2853 code for a protein of 950 amino acids. The record is from RefSeq and is a predicted model, not a curated record. Gene Ontology annotation, cellular component: extracellular region; cell surface; plasma membrane. Gene Ontology annotation, molecular function: osmosensor activity. The transcript has a single exon. Gene Ontology annotation, biological process: fungal-type cell wall organization; establishment of cell polarity; hyperosmotic response.
AUGCGACCAAACGCCAUCUCUGUGCUUGCAGCCUUUCUAGCUGUAGGUGGCCUUGAGCUUGUCGCAGCUCAGGAUGCCCCCGAAGCCGAUGUGGAGCGCCCGCGCUGGGACUUCCCACAGGAUGUCAAGCGCACGAUUCGCAACAACGCCGUCCGAAACGCUGAUGCUGACCCCGCCUCGUUCAUCAACAGUGUCCUCAAUGAAGUUGUCUCUACCAAGAGCUCUUCCACCCAAUCAGAGGUCACCCCCACUCCCGAGAGCUCUGCUGCUAUCCAACCCACAGAGGGACAAGAGGUUGUUGUUGUAACCAUCUCGAUUGACCCUAAGAACCCCGAGAUCACCCACCGUAUCACCGGUACUACGACCAUUGGUAGCGAGCCAACUGCUACCACAACCACGACUACCGAGAAGACUGAGGGUUCGAGCACAGAGAACACCUCUCAGGAGAACUCCGAGGUCGCUUCCGCCGACGCGGAAACCACGAGCAAGGAGGGAUCGACCGUGGACAAGGCAGUUAAGGCUUCGACCACGCCUUCUCCGACUCCAACCCCUAUCGACAGCCUGCUAGGUGAGGUGGAAUCAGGUUUGAGUGGCAUCCUUGGCGGCGACUCGACUACCAGCUCCACGCCUUCGACUACCAGUUCUAUCUCUGCGGCUGCUAGUUCUAUCCCCCCGACUGAUAGUCCUAUUUCUGCGACUGAGGGUCCUAUUUCUGCGACUGAUAGUCCUAUCUCUUCGACUGCUAGUCCUAUUUCUGCGACUGAUAGUCCUAUUUCUGCGACUGCUAGUCCUAUCUCCUCGACUGCUAGUCCUAUCUCUUCGACUGCUAGUUCUAUCUCUGCGACUGAUAGUUCUAUCCCUUCGAGUGCUGAUUCUAUUUCUGCGACUGAUAGUUCUAUCUCUUCGAAUGCUAGUUCUAUUUCUGCGACUGACAGUUCUAUCUCCGCGACUGCUGGUUCAAUCUCCGCGACUGCUAGUUCUAUCUCCUCGACUGCCAGCUCUGUCUCUUCAACUGCCAGCUCUGUUUCUUCAACUCUCCCAACUGUGAUCCCCACCCCCGACUCAUCGUCCAAAGUGUCUACCCCUGCAUCCGCUACAACCACCGACGGUCCUCUUGGUGAAAUAGGAUCAGGCCUGAGUAAACUCUUCCACGAUACAACCACCAACAGCUCCUCAACUGCAACGCCUGCUGCCUCGAGUGUCAACAUGAUUAGCAGCCCGAGCGCAAGCGCAACCGCGACAAGCUCGGGAUUAGAUCUCCUUGACCUUUUGGGCCUGGGUGAGAAGUCUUCCACAGGCAACAGCACCAGUGCGACCCCGUCCUCGGAAGUUUAUAGUCUGCCUACCAUCCCAGUCAGCAUUCCUGCUUCCACCACUGGCUUGCCCUCGACUACCCCCACCCCUACCGCAUCUUCAAGUGCAGAUGAUUUCCUCGACGGCAUCGCGUCCAGCGUGGAUUCUUUACUCGAUGGUUCUACUUCUUCGGGCGCCGGUAGUACUGCUUUGAUCCCGACUGCGACAAUGCCUAACGGUAGCCUUCUGCCGUCCAAAUCCACUGGUAUAAUUCCUACCUUGAGUCAAGGUACCAAUACUGGUGGUAUCCCCACCCCCACCAACUCUAUUGGGUCGAUUCCCGUCCCGCACUUGCCCGGCUCGGAGUCUACCUCGACCACUGGAUUUGGCACCGUCUCCGGCACCGUCUCCGGCACUGUAUCCGGCACUGUAUCCGGCACCGUCUCUGGUUCAAGUACCGCUUCGGCCCCUGUCUUGGAAUCUACCACUACUGCAUCUGUUCCCGCCAGUAGCUCUCACGAGACACCGAAGGUUCCCACGCCUACCUUCCGCCCAUCGUCACCCCCUCUUCCCGUGUUAACAUCGACGAGCGAAUCGAGCACGGCCGAGACCUCUGUGGAGCCCCAGACUAUGCCAAUCGAGACGCCUGCGCCCUCUGCACCCAAUGAAAAUGAUUGGAUGCCAUCGACCAUCCUUAUCAUGCCUACGGCUGCCACUACUGAGAGCUCUACCUCCGGCGAGACCGAGAAGCCUAAGCCAACAUCGCUCCCCGGUUCUAUCACCCCGUCAAACGACGUCACUGAGGCUCCGUCUGAUACUGUCUUGCUUCAGCUUGGAUUCAACAACCAGUUGCCUUGGUCCUUUGUGGCAACUACCCCGUUGUCGUCGUCGCAGAUCUUUAACUACACCCCCCAGGCCAUUGAAAAGGCCUUGCCAGCUCUCUCUGCCAAGGACAGCCCAGUUAUGUUUGCUCUUGAGCCUUAUUACAACUGGCAGGCUACCGGAUACAAUGCCACACUUGCUAUCUUCUAUUUCCCCCGCGAUAAGGUCGAUGCCCUGAAAGCCCUGAAAGUCAACCCCAACUCUGCUCUUUACCACCAGUCUAGCGAGUCUAUUCAGUCCCUAAUGGCCAUGGUUGACCCGACAAUCCCUCUUGAAUUUUCUGGCAAUUACCCUAGUGGUAGUAGCAGUGAGUCGACUAGUGGCCACACCCACGGCAGCACCGAUAAUGGUUCGGAUGAUGGCAACAAUGACAACGGCGAUGGCUCUACCGGCAGCUCCAAGGCCAAGGCUAGCUCCGUUGGUAUCGGAGUUGGUGUCGUGGCUGGUGCUGCGGCGUACGGUGCUGGUAUGUUCUGGGUUGCCCGCCGCUACCGCAAGAGAAAGCAGCUGCACCAGCGCUCCAGCUCGACCGUCGAGCAGAUGAGCCAGGGAGGUUCUGCCGGUGGCUCGAUGUUCGCUGCCGGUGGCCGUGCUCCCAGCCAAGGUAGUCGCGGAACCGCUCGCUCGCAGAUGAUCAGCGCCCCCGUUAUGGCGGAGAACUCUUUGGGAUGGAACUAG